GUUUUAGCAUAUCCCUUCCCUUCCCUUGCCUUUUCUCGCUGAUUAGCCAUCCCCAACGCCUACCUCUCAAAUCAAAUCUCUUCGAUUUCCUGAGCUCAUAGCCCGAUACUGAAUCUCGAAACCUCGCCAUAUUGAGAAUGGCCGACAAUUGUGGGUUCAUAUCCUGUGAGAAGCUGGAUCGCGCCGCCAAUUGGCUCGGUACCAGCAUGGCCUCCGCCUUCUUCGCAUCCUUGGAACGAUGCUCUUGUAUCAACCUCAGCACCAUCGAUAACGACGAUGACGACGACGCUUCCGAACGCCCUCUCAUGCUUACCAAGCCCAUUUCUCACGUCGCCUCUGAGGCCGACUCUCAACCUACUGAUUCCGCCCACCUUCAUCAUGCGUGACGAUGGUUCUCAUCAGUAGCUCUGUCAGUUUUUCUUUUUUCGCAAUUCACUGAUCUAAUAAUUUUCUUUUGUGUAUAUAAUGUCCGAUUCGCUGCUGGGUUUUCAGUUUUUUUUUUUUUUCGCCCUCUUUCUUUUCUGUUUGCGGAGUUGUAAGGUUAUUGUUUAUGCCAACCCCUUGAAUGUGAAUAUUUUUGUUUCAACACGUUAGUGGGAAGAGUUUAUCCCCAAUUUCAGCAA
Messenger RNA from Prosopis cineraria, 623 nucleotides. RefSeq lists its product as uncharacterized. Lineage: Eukaryota; Viridiplantae; Streptophyta; Magnoliopsida; Fabales; Fabaceae. The record is from RefSeq and is a predicted model, not a curated record. The coding region runs from base 138 to 386 and encodes 82 amino acids. The transcript has a single exon.